Messenger RNA from Cryptomeria japonica (Japanese cedar), 522 nucleotides. Its product is annotated as probable 2' cyclic ADP-D-ribose synthase BdTIR. The transcript has a single exon. Gene Ontology annotation, biological process: signal transduction. Lineage: Eukaryota; Viridiplantae; Streptophyta; Pinopsida; Cupressales; Cupressaceae. The coding region runs from base 1 to 522 and encodes 173 amino acids. The record is from RefSeq and is a predicted model, not a curated record.
AUGGGAAAUAUUAUUCCUUCCCAUUCUCCACCCCCGCUAUCUCAUCUCAAUCCUUACUUCCAUUAUCUUGUUCCAGCUAUUGCUCAUGAGGUUUUCAUUAAUCACCGCGGAAAGAAUACUAAACAGUCUGUAGCAAGUUUAGUGUAUCGUACUCUUCAUAAUAGAGGAUUUAAAGUGUUUUUGGACGAAAGUUGUCUUCGAGCGGGGCAAUACAUACCCCAAGCUAUAACUUAUGCAAUAUUCAGCGCUUCAGUUCAUGUUGUAAUCUUGUCUCCCAACCAUGCUCAAUCUGAGUGGUGUUUGGAUGAGCUAUUUUUGACCAUUCAAACCGGAGCUCCAAUUGUCCCCGUGUUUUGGAAAAUUCGACCCUCUGAGGUCCGAAUGGAAGACAAGAAUGGAGUGUACGCGAAAGCUUUCCGAGAGCAAAAGCGGGAUGGAAAAUUCAAUAGUCGAACGCUUGAGAAAUGGAAAGCUACUCUGCGCAGGGUUUCACUACUGAAAAGCUUUAUUGUUGAUGGGUAA